Mycetomoellerius zeteki is the source of this 306-nucleotide messenger RNA. RefSeq lists its product as uncharacterized. The record is from RefSeq and is a predicted model, not a curated record. The transcript has 3 exons. NCBI's taxonomy places the organism in Eukaryota, Metazoa, Arthropoda, Insecta, Hymenoptera, Formicidae. The coding region runs from base 1 to 306 and encodes 101 amino acids.
AUGUUAGCAGUACAAACAUUCUUUAUUACAUAUUUUCAUUAUGUCUAUGGAAUGUUCAAAAUUGCUGGCUAUCGUAUCGAGCAUGCAAUAAACAUGAAUAUUCAACAAGGUAUUACGCCGAAGAAUAAGAUUUUAAUGAGCGAAGGCAUAAUUUGUGCCGUCGAUAUUCACGGACAAGCCAUGAAAUUGUGCAAAUAUUUGCUUUCUAAAUUCGAGGUAAUGCUGUUCUUUUUUAUAAUAAUUAGCGUGGCUUGCUUAGCUCUAAGUCUGUUUCAAGUAAGUUUUCUGUUUCAUAUUGUACAAUAA